AUGCGAAGCUGGAAUCAAAAGAACCUUCACUUCUCCGGUACUAGCCGACAAGAGACUGAGAUUAAAGACAUCUUGUACUCUCUGGCAACGGACAUAAUUCCGUUGGAAGAAAGCGUCGUUGAUGGAGACAUCCUUACAUACGUUCCGUAUCAGCUGCAACAUGAUUUCAAGCUGUUGGAACGGUCGGAGGAGACCCAUAAGGAGAUUCAGAUUGCUCUGUUGAACGGUGCAAAUGGAAUGUUUCGAUGGGGAGUGUGCCAGCUUGAUGCCAUUCGAGUUUGCAUGAGACUUGGUCUUCUCCGAAAAGCUUCACGGAGCCUUCCUAAGACAUUGGAUGAGACUUAUGCUCGUAUAACGACCAAAGUUCCUAAAGAACACGUCGAAGACGCUGGCAGGAUACUCUCCUACCUGAUACGUGCGUUUGGUCCAGUCACAAUUGAAGAAGAUGCCGAGACUACGGGCGCCGAUGUCAGUGCAGCCAGACAUGGGAUUGAUGCGGCGAUUCUGUACGGACCAAUUCUCCAAGGGAACAUUGACCUGAUGAUCACACUCCUCGACGCAGGCGCAGAUCCUAACGGAGAUGACAAACCGGAAACCCACUUAAUUUUGCACUUCGAUGGGGGCAGGCUGCAAUGCGCCAAGCUGCUCAUCGAACGUGGAGCUGACCUGGAACGCAUAGGUUUCUGCCUCAUUUCCGCUCUAUACAGCCAGCGUGACAUGAAAGGCUUUCGGCUUUCUAUGGAGUUAGCGCUCAAAGCGAAGCCCAAUCUAAACACUGAAUUGCUGUCAAUUAUACCAGCGAACCACGGGCACAGCAACUUCGUCAUUCUAGUGCUCUUGACUGGAACUGCGCCAAAUGUUCAGGACGAAGACGGCGUUACAGCAAUACAUGGCGCAGCCUUUACGCCUGCAAACAGCACUCAGAUAGUUGAGCUAUUGCUUGAUGCCAAUGCCAAUGUACACGGUGGACCUUUUGGGGGUACUCUUCAAGCAGCAGCGUUGUCAGGAAAAGCCAAACCCAUCUUGAUUUUGCUCAAGCGUGGUGCCUUGCCUGAUUAUACAGGAGACUCAUAUGGUACGCCCUUCCAGAUCGCACAAAAGAGGCUCAAAGACUUGGAGAGAGUGCUAUAA
This is a messenger RNA of Letharia columbiana, 1131 nucleotides long. RefSeq lists its product as uncharacterized. The transcript has a single exon. Gene Ontology annotation, molecular function: protein binding. The record is from RefSeq and is a predicted model, not a curated record. The coding region runs from base 1 to 1131 and encodes 376 amino acids. Lineage: Eukaryota; Fungi; Ascomycota; Lecanoromycetes; Lecanorales; Parmeliaceae.